Messenger RNA from Bufo bufo (common toad), 825 nucleotides. RefSeq names its product leucine rich repeat containing 18 (gene LRRC18). Gene Ontology annotation, molecular function: protein binding. The record is from RefSeq and is a predicted model, not a curated record. Bases 49 to 825 code for a protein of 258 amino acids. Lineage: Eukaryota; Metazoa; Chordata; Amphibia; Anura; Bufonidae. The transcript is spliced from 2 exons.
GAAAGCGUUGCACCAGUCCACAGCCAUAGGCUUCCUUCUGUAAGGAAAAUGGCAAAAGGCAAAAGAAAUCAUAAGGGUAAGAAAGUCACCCUGAAAGCAGCCAAGAAUUCCAUUCGCAUCACAUUUGAUGGUAAAAGAAGACUGGAUCUUUCUAAGAUGGCAAUUGCUUCUAUGCCCAAAUGCCUAUUGAAACUCUGUGAUAUAGAAGAGCUGGACCUAAGUAGGAAUUUUAUACGAAAGAUUCCUGAUUGGAUACAACGUUUUCAGAAUCUACGAUGGCUUGAUCUACACAGCAAUCAGAUAGAAAAACUUCCAGAGUCCAUAGGUCAACUACAAAACCUCCUAUAUCUUAAUGUUUGCAACAACAAACUGACCGCAAAUGGUAUCCCAAUAGAACUAAGUCAUCUCAAGAACUUGCGUCAACUUAACCUUGGACUUAACAGCAUUGAUGUUCUGCCAACUACAUUAGGGAAUCUGAAAGAGCUCAAGGAAGUAUGCCUCUUUGAUAAUCAUCUUACUUCAGUUCCUCCUGGCAUACUUAAGCUGCCGAAACUGAAGAAAAUUAACACCAAGAGAAACCCUAUCCAGAAUACAGAAGAAAAAACUGAGGAAGAGCAACAGGAAACUAUUGAAAGGGUUAAAUGUCUUCAUCUUGUGAAUGAGAAGGAUCUGUGUAGUCCUUGUCUGGCAAAGUACCAGAUGGAUAAAAGUAAGCUGAAGAAGCUGAAAGAUCUUAUGGCUUCUGCAAUGAAAAAUCCUUUCUCCAGUAAUCAUGUUUCUCCUAACUCUACAGCCAAGGAGACAAUGGUAAAUGUAGGUGAAUGA